UAUCGCACAUGUUAGCACACAGUGUCUCAGUCCACAGAGCUUGUGAGUUUGAAUUCAAAUCGUUUCCAGUCGAUUUGCUGUAUCUGCUCUGCCUUUGUGGAGUUGUAGACUAGCCUGGAACCCGGGAGAACCCUCCAUCUUCACUGUAAACCAGUUCAACUCUAGAAAUGUGUUACUCACGCUUAGCCUAACUGUCGUUGUGAUUCUUUCAGGUUCCACGGCUUUACUCUUCCCUGCAUAUGGUGUUCUAGCGCUCUGGCUGGUGUACAUUCAUAUCAAUCGAUGGAGGAGCAGCCGGGCAGACACAUGCGCCUGAGGGAAUGGCUCAUAGCGCAGAUUGACAGCGGCCAGUACGCUGGUCUCAGCUGGGAGAACCAGGAGAAAACCAUGUUCAAAAUCCCGUGGAAACACGCAGCGAAACAGGACUACAGGCUAGAACGAGGACGCAAGCGCUGUUUCAGGGCUUGGGCUGUGUACAAGGGAAAGUAUAGGAAGGGUCGGGACAAAGCGGACCCCUCUGCGUGGAAAACGCGCCUGCGCUGCGCCCUCAACAAGAGUACAGACUUCCAGGUUCCAGAACGCAGCCAACUGGACAUCUCAGAGCCGUAGGUCUACCGCAUCCUGGAGGACUCCGAGAAACCCACAGACCUCCUUGUGAAUUCAGUGAAAGUGCAGAUGAGCCAGAUGUGCAGACCGCUGAGGGAGCCUAAUGCAGUUCAGGACAGUAUAAAAAUCGAAUCAGGAAAUAAUGGGGUGUCAAAUGUUUGUGCAGAGAGACGUGUAGAAGGGAGAUUGGAUCGGCACUGCAGUAACGGUGCUGCUGCCUGUGAAAACUCUGCUGCCGUCUGUUUCUCUCUGUUGCCACCUCAGGGUUCCAUCUCAGACUUCAGACUACAGGUGUACUUGUUUUACCAUGGCCGACUGGUGCAGGAACUCAUCAGCACUUCACCUGAAGGCUGUUUUAUCCUGCAGGGGUCCGCCCCGGUGGGCAGCGAGAGGAUUUAUGGGCCAUGUGCAGCUCAGAAGGUUUUCUUCCCAAAGCUGGACGUCAUGUCUUUUGCCCCAGGCAUCGCAGAGGCCAUGAGCCGCCUCCUACCUCACCUGGAGAAAGGUGUGCUGGUGUGGGUGGCUCCAGACGGGGUUUUUAUCAAGCGUUUCUGCCAGGGCAGGGUGUACUGGGAUGGGCCUUUGGCUGAACACAGAGAAAAACCCAACAAGCUGGAGAGAGAGCGAACUUGCAAAUUAAUGGACAUGCAGAUCUUCCUGCAAGAGUUAUAUCGGCAUGUGCAUGGCGGAGGACCGAGGCCGCGCUACAAAAUCGAUCUGUGCUUUGGGGAGGAGUUUCCUGACGGCAGUCAGAGCAGAAAACUCAUCACAGCACAGGUGGUGCCCUUAUUUGCUAAAGAGUUUCUUCUCCGUCAUUCGGACACUCAGCAUCAGUCUGUGGACAGAAGAACAGAUGCAGAAACCCAAAACGUCCAGAACAUAAACCCGUCUGUGAUGGAGGCCAGGAGACUGUCGGAGCUGCAGAAGUGAGUUCUGUCCUCCAGGGCGGCUACAAUAAACAUAUCAGCUUCAAGGAACAGGGCAAAAAACUGUACUUCUGUUUGGUUUUUGUACUUUAAAGCAUCCUGAACAAAGCUGUACAGCUGCAGAACUAACUGUGAUCAUUUUAGAGGAACGCUUCAGUCAGAAAUGCAAACGUAGCUAAAAAUGAAUGAAAGCGAAUAGCCAGCGGUUAGCAUAGUGACAUGUUAUGCUACCUGCUGACUGCAGGCUUCUACACUCUUAAAAACACUCUACGCUCUUCAAGGGUUCUUUAGGAUAGACAGUGCUUCUCUAUAGAACCAGGAACACUCAAAGAACCCGUUGUAUGAUUAAAUGUUUUCUUGCAUGGUGAAAUGGUUCUUCCAAUGGAGAACGUGGUGUAUAUGGUUCUAUAUGUAACCCUUUUGAUAAUAGUUCUGUAUGGCAGCUAAAAAAAGUUACAAGUUUGACAUCGCAACAGUAGAAGAAUCCUUUUUGGUACUAUAUAGAACCAUUUUCAAAAAAGGUUCUAUAUAGCAUGAUCCACAGCACAGUCUCCAUUUGAAGAACCAUUUCAGUGUGCAAAUGCAUUUAAGCAUGUAAGUGCUUCUUUGAGUGUUCAAGGUUCUAUAUAGUUCUUUACUAAUGAACUCUCGGAGAACCAUCUUUUUAAGAGUGUAUGGUUUUUUAAAAUGGUUCUAUAUAGCACCAAAAGGGUUAUUCUAUUCUUAUGAUGUAAAGAGCUUGUAAAAACAGUAAAAACUCCAGUGUUGUAUUGAAUCAUUUUCUAAAAAGUUCUCUAUAGAACCAUAAACUCUUAAAAAGAUGGUUCUCUGAGAGUUCUUUAGUAAAAACGUUGGAUUCUCCAUCAAUCUGAAGAACGAUUUCACCAUACAAAGAACACUUAAAUGAUGUAAAUGGUUCAUGGUUCUAUAUAGAACUGUUUUCUUUACUAAAGAACCCUUGAGUGUAUGGCUCUAUAGUGGCUCUAUAGAUACCUUUUUUGACAAUAGUUUUAUGUAGCACCAAAAAGGGUUCUUCUGUUGUUACAAGCUUGACAUCAUAACAGUAGAUGAAACCUUCUGGUGCUACAUAGAACUGUUUUCAAAAAUGUUCUAUAUAGAACCAUCCACAGCACAUUUUCCAUUUAAAGAACCAGUUUAUCUUGCAAAGAACCCUUAAAGCAUUCACAUGGUUCUUUGAGUGUUCAUGGUUAUAUAUAGAACCCGUUUCUUUAGCAGCAAACCUGUGAAGAGCCAUCUCUUUAAAGGUGUAUGGUUCAGUAGAGAUGUUUUGGUUCUACAUAGCAUCAAAAAGGGUUUGUCUAUUGUUACAAGCUUGACUUCAGAACAACAGACGAAGCCUCUUUGGUGCUAUGUAGAACCAUUCUCCAUUAAUCUGAAAAACCCUUUCACUAUGCAGAGAACACUUUAAUAACGUAAAGGUUUUUUGAGUAUUCCUGGUUCUAUACAGAACCAUUUUCUUUACUGAAGAACCAUUGACGACCAUCAAGGAGUGUAGUUAUUUUAGCCAUGUUAGCAUAUUUGGUUAAGCUACUUCUUUGGAAAGUGCCAGUAUGUUUUUAUAUUUGUGCUUUAAAGUGUGAUUUAAAGUCUAUAAAAAUAAACAGCUAUAAAGGCUAUUAAAAACAAACAUAUCAUGCUUUUCAUAUUAUUUUAGCAAAAGAAAAUCUAGACAACUGUAGCAGAACUUAUCCUGCUUACUUUUGCUUGUAUUAUUGUACAUAUACAAGCGUUUGGCAUCAAUCGUGUAUUUAUUUAAUCAAUAAUCAGGUGCCUUAACUUCAAUCUGCAAUAAAUUUCUCAUACCAUAUAAAUCUAUAAAGCGUUCUUUUAUUUCUAGCGAACACUGUAUUACAGUCUCACAAUUUUAAAAAUAUACAAUUUUAUAGCUAUACAUUUAUAAAGAAAAAAAUAACAUUUUGUUUGUUUUUUUUGGAAAAAAACAACAACAACAACAAAAAUAAACUGAAAAAGAAACCUCUAAAGUGAAAGAGUGUGCUUGAUCAAGAAUUUAUACCCGUAUCUGAGUUCAAAAUACUUUCCAUAGUUUUGUUUUUCGUUUUUUUUCUUCCCUGCUCUCGAUCAUACAGAAACAUAAAAAGGGGAACAAAAGAUAAACGAAAGCACAUUGCGAGGUCAAGUGCAAUCACAAAGCAUCACUGUCCAAUAUGUUAUUAGCACCGUUAAAACGCUUCUUGUGUACUGAUUUUUUUUUUUUUUUUCACGGAAAAACACCAUCGGAUUGUCUGCUUCUCACUUUUCUCUCGUUAGUGUCUUUUCCCUUUUGUAAGAACACAUUGGAGUGUAAUGCUGAGGUGAAUUAGCAUGUUGACCCCACAUUGAGAAGCUUGGCUAAAGGUUGCUGAUACAUUCACCUCGCCUGCCAGACUGAAGGCCGAGCUCAGUUCAGAAGCGUGAAAUAAAACUGCAUGUACAAAAGUAA
Messenger RNA from Pygocentrus nattereri (red-bellied piranha), 3993 nucleotides. RefSeq names its product interferon regulatory factor 10 (gene irf10). NCBI's taxonomy places the organism in Eukaryota, Metazoa, Chordata, Actinopteri, Characiformes, Serrasalmidae. Gene Ontology annotation, cellular component: nucleus. Gene Ontology annotation, biological process: regulation of transcription by RNA polymerase II; immune system process. The record is from RefSeq and is a predicted model, not a curated record. Gene Ontology annotation, molecular function: DNA-binding transcription factor activity, RNA polymerase II-specific; RNA polymerase II cis-regulatory region sequence-specific DNA binding; protein binding.